Cylicostephanus goldi is the source of this 2886-nucleotide messenger RNA. NCBI's taxonomy places the organism in Eukaryota, Metazoa, Nematoda, Chromadorea, Rhabditida, Strongylidae. The record is from the annotation of a GenBank genome assembly.
AUGUUUCCUUCGACAUCUAAAGGAUCGCGGGCAACGGCCACCUCUCUUGCCACAGGUGGACGCACUUUGCACGCUGAACAGUCGGUAGGAGGCAAGCAUCUGAUUGAGAAGACAGAACGCAGAGGAAUAGUAACCGUUGGUGGUCCAGCACUACCUGCUCGACGCUCAGAUGUCUUCAAUCAAGCAGAGUAUGAGGCUCUUUCUCCCGAAUCACCUGUGGUCAUAACCCCUGAACCGCUCUCGGACGAGCCGGAGUGGUGGCGAAAAGAUGAAACGCAAUUCAAAACUCGCACUUCGAGCACAGCUGCAGUUCCCGCUAUGAUGAGCACAGUUUUCAACCGCCAAGCUGAUGACCCGAGUACUUCUACGAGAGUUGAGGUGCGGACCUCCGAAGAAAGCAAGUAUACGUCUGCUCGGAUGGAAGAGUCGUAUGCAACGCAGAAGCCUUCCUCUUCUGGACGUGCGGAUAUGAAAAAAUCACUAGUAAGACGUCAUGGAUCAGGCACGGUUCCCCACCAUGGUGAAACAUUGUUGAAUUCGGAUGUCGAAGGGUGUGAGCCAAGCACGAGUAACUCGGACGUGAUCAUGAAGAGGACUUUGAAGAAAUCCAAGAAAUAUCUUAGCUCAGAUUCCUCAUCGGAAUCGGAUAAAGAUCAACCUCCUUCAGCUGCUCGCUUGCAUUCAUCAGACGCGCGGAGAUCACUUUCACCUCACAGUUUCCGAUCCGUCUCUCCUCGCUCCACAAAGAAAAAGCUGAAAAAGGGCUCAUUGGUGGUGAAACACGUGAAGGAAGCUGUCAUUAAAUCAGGUCUAUCCAAAAUGGAUCUUUCUCGAGAAUUACUUGCAAAGCAAAUCUCUGAAAUUAUUGAGGAAGAGCGAUGUAAGUUACCCCCAGAAGAAGCGAAGCAACUCAAGAGACCACUUUCUCCCGCGACGCUGGAUGUUGUCAUCCAAGACCUAAUGCAGCACCAUAUUUCUGAGGAUAGCAGCCCCAAUCGGGAGUUGUUCGCAUCAAAACUACUUGGAACGGAUCUCUUUUCUAAGCUGUUUUUUCGCGCAGGAAAAUGUGUGUUCAAACACUAUGAAGAAAUGGAUGACAUGAGUAAGAAAGACAAAGGAAAAAGCUCUAGUCAGCGACGCAAGUUAGCUGGAUCACGAAAGAGAGACACCGAGUUGCUAAGAGGCAUCAGAAAAUCUCGUGAAAUCCAAAAACAUAGGGAUGCGGUCAAAGCUGCAAGGGAGCCGACAGAAGCAGAAAAGGCUGCAGCUGCUGAAAGGGCGAAGUUGGAAGCCAUGCCGUGGUUGGCACGAGCAACCUUUAAACCUAUAGUUCAGCAAGGAUCCUCUUCAAGAUUCGUCAUUCCGAAGAAAUCGUCGGCAGUUGGAACUGGUCGACAAGACUUCUCCCGCGAUUCUUCCAAAUUGUCACGUCAUAGCGACAGUGAUGCCAAAUACCAUCCCGAUAAAGGAAGAGAAUCAUCCCAGAAAUCAUCACUAAAUAUCGAAAAGACUGAAGUCAUGAAAAGUAGUCGAUCGGCAGAAGGUCUUGACAAAGAGCGAGCGACGAUCUUUAGGGAGCAGAGGUCACCAAAUAAACCGGAAGAAGUUGCAGUUGCGUUCUCCUUUGCAGUAAUUCCAAAGUCUGGGUUACACAAGGCCAAGGUCAAACAUAUAUGGCCAUUAAAAAGAUGGAGAUCCGCAGCAAUAUCCUUAGAAGAACCUGUUGAUUUCUCUUCACAUCACUUUGUUGAGGAACGCGAGUUUGUCACACAUAGCUCUGCAAGCGGAGGCAGUCAUGUCCAUGAAGAUGUUGCCGAUAGCAGAAGCAGGUUCGAACGCAAGAUUGAAGAAAAAUCCAAGCCGAUUCACACAGAGCCCAGUGUUCCACUCACUAAGGCAGAAUGCGCUUCUGCAACUGAGGCAGAAUUAGCAGCGCUUGCUCUCCAGGAGGAGUUGUUCAGGAGUGAGCAAGUUUCUCCAGAUGACCAGUUUGAUGCAUUACGUUAUUUGGCUGCUAUGCCAGAGUCAGAAUUCCAAGUCGGUAGCGACGCUGUCGAAGCCUCAACUUCAAAUGUAACGCAAAUUGAAGUCCUUCCAUCCAAGACAGAAGCCCCUGCGAGCAUUGCUGUUCCACCCAAACUUUUUUCUCCGGCAAGAUCACGUGACGAUCAGUUUGAGCAGGUAGACUGGACGAGAAUUGAGCCGGUGCCGCAGCCAUUUUUCGCAGCUGACUUCGACACAGAUCCUUGGCGCCUUCCACUUCCCACAACUGAGCCACUUACGCCUAAGCAUGUUUUGGAAAGUCCUCAGACAGCGACGGUGGUGUCGUCGUCCUCCCUUUACUCGACUCUUCAGGAAGAACUAGAUAUAAUCGUUAGAGACACACUGGGAGACACUGCAUACGAUCGCACAAUUCCGAGCUCUCAUGAGACUGCGCAACCCAAAUCGGAAAGAUUUGAAUGGCCGAAAGCUACUGUACCUGUACGUAGUUACGCUUUGGAUGUAAUUCUUCCAAAAUUUUCAUGCGACAAGUCUAGAAUUCCUAUUAUCGACAUGUGCCGUUGUGAACGCUGUCGCACCAGAUGCGCAUACUUCUGCGAUGAAGAAGAGUGGAAAUAUCUGUACGAUCGUGCCGUUCUACAGCGUAAUAGGCAGGGAUCUAUCGAGCGAAAUGAGGAGAAUCUUACUGAAGAAGAGUGUUCCACAUCGUUCUCAAUGAAGAAAUCAGCUGCAGAGCGGUCAGAGACCACUUCCAACAAAUCAAACCAGAAUACGCAUCGUGAAGAAAAGGUCAUCUCAGUGGCAGGGUACUUUCGCAAGGAUCCAGAUAGUCGUAUGAAUUGCUUAGAGACAGUUUGCGAACGUAUAACUGAACAACAAAGCGCC